This is a messenger RNA of Nasonia vitripennis (jewel wasp), 2856 nucleotides long. It is a transcript of the gene Duba, whose product is annotated as OTU domain-containing protein 5-B. NCBI's taxonomy places the organism in Eukaryota, Metazoa, Arthropoda, Insecta, Hymenoptera, Pteromalidae. The coding region runs from base 636 to 2396 and encodes 586 amino acids. The transcript is spliced from 12 exons. Gene Ontology annotation, molecular function: cysteine-type deubiquitinase activity; K63-linked deubiquitinase activity. Gene Ontology annotation, biological process: protein deubiquitination. The record is from RefSeq and is a predicted model, not a curated record.
GAAGGGGGUAGAGAACAAGGGAGGGGAGCGCGCAGUCGAGAGUUUGAGGCAGGCCUGCUGUGAUGCAGAUUGCAGAGAGGUUCGUCCGUUCAUGGCCGCUUAGCCGAGCGUUACAGCUAUAGUGCCCAUCCGCCAAGUGCGCUACUCUGUCAGAUGAAUUUACGCCAACUGGCCGUUGUCUGCUGUUGUGCUUCGAGCCGUAGUACUUCGUGUCCGAGCGCGUCAGGCCUAGGCUAAUAAUAAAAGCCUAUACGCUGACUCGCCCGCAGACUGUAUCCAUAUAUACUAGAUAAGAUCCAAGUAUAUACGAAUUCUCGCUCUCUGACAAAAGAAUAAGCAAUAGCUGCAGCCUGGAUCGGAUCGCCUCCUCCUUCACGCGGCUAUUGUGCUGUGCAUUGGCAGUAUGAAGACUAGGUAUAUGAAGCGGCAGUAGCAUAACAUCUACUGCGCCACGAGUGGCUCUAUACACACUUGGUGUCGCCUUCGUUUUCCGCAUUUAUAGCUGACCUCGGAUCUCGCGACGAUUGUCUCGGCGCAAGACAGUGCUGGUUAGGGACUGUCCGAACGGCAGCUCCUCGUUUACGGGAACAGCAGCUGUUGCGCGAAUGCUGCGACUUUAACCCGCAGACCCCAAGAUGACGAUUCUCUCGAAAAAGAAACAGAGCACGAACAAGGACAGGCGUGGCGAGAGCUCGUCAAACUCCGAGGUCGACGUUCACGGAGUCCAGAACGAUCAUGGCGCAGCUGGAUCCAUUGCCUUGCCUAAUGCUCCCUAUCAGGUACGCUCCAACAAUGCCUUUGCAGUUGAGUUUGGUUCUUCCGUUCAGGCUGAGCACAAUUCUGGCUCGAUAGUCUUAACUGCCAAUGGCUCCUAUGAGGGCAAUGUUGAUCGUCGAGAGGAGAAACAUUUUGACGAAAGUGGAAGUUCUAGCCAUGGCAAAAGACAUCGCAGACGAGCAAGUCCUCAUAGAAAUUCACGAAAUAAACGAGAACGAGAAAGGGAAAGAGGACGUGGUGCAGUCGCUAGUAAUGUUGGUAAUGUCACAGACCGUGAAAGAGAAAGGGAUCAUGAGAGACAAUCUACACCACCCAUUGCUUCCAGCAGUAACAGUGGACUACAAGGUGGGGACAGCGCAGUCAUGUCAAACAGCCGGAUGGCUAUUGCUGCCGCAGCUGCAAAUCUUGAGCAUGAGUUAGCUAAUGGAUAUAAUAGUGGUGAUGAAUACACUGGAAGAACAGGAAACAAUCUGACACUUGCAGAAUGGCAAGAGCGUGACAGAUGGUUCGAAAAAAGAUUAAGAAAAUUGGGCUUCAUUGUGAAAAAAAUGGGAGAAGAUGGUGCAUGCCUUUUUAGGGCUGUGGCUGAUCAAGUAUAUGGCGAUCAAGAAAUGCAUGGAGUAGUUCGGAAACAUUGUAUGGAUUAUAUUGCUGCCAACCAGGAAUUUUUUUCACACUUUGUUGCUGAGGAUUUUAGCACAUAUGUUGAUAGAAAAAGACAGGAAUAUGUUCAUGGGAAUCACAUAGAAAUGCAAGCAAUGUCAGAAAUGUAUAAUCGAAGCGUUGAACUGUUUUGUUACAGUACUGAGCCAAUAAAUAUCUUUCAUGGCAUAAACAAAAGCGAUAAUGAGCCUAUAAGAUUGUCUUAUCAAAGAGGUAGUCAUUACAACAGUAUUGUCAACCCAUACAAAGCAACCAUUGGCGUGGGGCUUGGAUUACCAUCUUUUAAUCCUGGAUCAGCUGAUCGAGAAUUAAUUUCCGAUGCUGUCAGACAAAGUGAAGAGUUGCACAUAGAACAGACAAUGCUUGAGGACAAAAUUAAAGCUACAGAUUGGGAAGCUACCAACGAAGCAAUCGAAGAACAAGUAGCUAGAGAAAGUUACUUGCAGUGGCUACGAGAUAAUGAAAUGAGGAAAGCUAGAUCUGCAAGCAGUAGCAGUACAAGUACAGUAACUAGUUCUCAAAAUAAUCAUUUUCAUUCUCACAGUAGUAGAGCAGCACAGCAAAGAAGUCAUUGUGCUUCUCCUACAUCAAGUCAACCCAAUCAAGAAUCUUUACGAAAUUCACCCAAGACUAAUGACAGUAUGCGAUAUAAUAAGAGAUCACCACAGCAUCAAUCAAGUUCUGGAAUCCCACUUCUUCCAUCUGAAUAUAAAGCUAAACCACCUGUUCCUCAAGAACCAGUUCCAGGUAGUAGCAAAGAAAUGCAUACAGCACCGGACGUUUCACUAUUUAAUCGUCUUCCUCCAGAAGUGUUUGGUUUAACUGAUUGGGAAGACAGUGAUAUUCUAUCAAAGGUACUCGCAACUUCACAACAAGAAUAUUUAGAUAGUUUAAAGCAAUCGCACACUACUUCUGUGAGCGAUUCCAACGACACAAAAGAUUCGGCGAAUAGUUGAGCGAUGUAUACUUUACGGUGUUAUAUAAAUAUAUACAUAUAUAUUUAUAUAUAUGAAAAUUUUACAUCUUCUCGUUUCAAGAGAAGUCAUUUUAAAGGAUUCGGAACAAGGAUGUAUACAUUUUUACGUCACAGAGUGAAAAGAGAUCACUCCAAGAUUGUGCAGUAUUCCUUCUUCAUCUUUCAAUAACCAUCAAAUUUUGUAAUAGUUUCUUUUACAAAAGCGAGGUGUAUGAUAAUCUGCGCCGUAAAACCACUAAUAAUUUUUUUGUUGAUUUCUCGCGGAUACUAUCUUUUCUUUUUCUUACUAAAUUAAACUUUUUUUUUAAACAUCAUCUUUUGAGAGGUUUUAUGAAGCGUGUAGCUGCAUUCUGAUUUGUAUAAUAAAAUACUAAAUAAAGUAAAGACAUUCAAAAGUACGAAAUCCGUUCGUACUUGGAGUAUGUCUAAAUAUUGAAUAA